AGGAGUCUGGCUGCCGCGCUCCGCUCCCCAAUCCCCCAAUCCCCACCCAAAACCCUCGCUUCCGCCGUCCAUGGUGUCGCUGAUGGACGACGUCACCGCCGAGAUCUUCCUCCGCCUCCCGCCGGACGAGCCCGAGCACCUCUUCCGCGCCGCCCUCGUCUGCAAGCCCUGGCUCCGCGUCCUCCGCGACCCCUCCUUCCGCCGCCGCUACAGCGUCUUCCACCGGGCGCCGCCCCUGCUCGGCCUCCUCCACAGGCUCCAGGUCUUCGAAGGAGACCCCGCCGCCCGCCUCGCCCCCACCACAGCGGCGCCCCUCUCGCCCUACCCCGACCUCUGCCGCACGCGCCCCCUCGACUGCCGCCACGGCCGCGUCCUCCUCCACGUGGGGGUCGGGUCCUGGCAUUUCAUCGUCUGGGAUCCCGUCACGGGCGAGCAGCACCGCUUCCCGGAGCCUGGCAUCCCGAAGCUCAUCUACUCCGCCGCCGUCUUCUGCGCCGUGCCCGGCUGCGACCACCUUGACUGCCACGGCGGCCCCUUCCGGGUUGUCUUUCUGGUCACCGAAGACUGCACAGAUCUAAUCAAGGCCGCAGUGUACUCAUCAGAGACGGGUGCGUGGAGCACGCCGGUGACAAUGGACGCUGGCUGUGAUGUCCAGCAUAGGCGAGAUGCCCUUGCUGCUGGAUUCUACUACACGCCCUAUGUCCAGCCUAGGCGGGGCGCCGUUAUUGGAGAUGAAGCCUACUUCACCCUUCGCUACGGUAACCCAGUCGUCAAAUAUAACUGGAGCAAGAAUCACAUAUCCCUGAUUGAUCCGCCAACAAAGUGUGUGUACAACGUUGGUGUCAAAAAAAAGGCUGUCGACAAGGUCGCCCUCAUGGUGAUGGAGGACAGUUCACUGGGGUUUGCCUGCGUUGAGGGUUCCAGCCUUCACCUGUGGUCAAGAAAGGUGAAUGCAGAAGGAGAUGCAGAAUGGGUACAGCGCAGGGCCAUCCAGCUGGAGAGUGUUAUACCUGUUGCCAAUUCUGAUGACAAACCAUUUGUGGUUGGAUGUGCAGAGGGUGUGGGUGUCAUAUUCGUUAGCACCGGUGUUGGCUUAUUCACAAUCAAGCUAGAUUCUGGGCUGGUUAAGAAGGUUGCCGAGUCUGGGGUCUACUUCAGCGUCCUACCCUACAUGAGCUUCUAUACUCCAGAUCGUGGUACGUUUCCAUCCCUGGCGGAGAUUACUGAUGCCUGAUAUGCGCCGCUCAAGAGCAAGAGUGCAAGACCUUGCGAAAUGGAUGAAGCCAUUAUCAUAAAUGUACUGCUAGUGGCUUCUUGCAGAGCUACCGCUAUCAAAUCCUUUUUAUUUUCUGUUGAGUAGGCAAAGCACGACUGUUGCAAGUAAUUAUGACCAAAACCAAGGAUGCAUAAUUUGAAUUAUCUGGGCCAUUGGGUCUGUCCGAAGUUCAUCCAAAAUUCCAAAUGCACUAAUUCGGAUUCCAAAGCGACAAAAGUGGGACAAAGACCACAUAUGCUGCUA
Molecule: messenger RNA, 1519 nt
Organism: Triticum dicoccoides
Lineage: Eukaryota; Viridiplantae; Streptophyta; Magnoliopsida; Poales; Poaceae
Exons: 2
Coding region: 71-1234 (387 amino acids)
Molecular function (GO): protein binding
Source: RefSeq, a predicted model, not a curated record